Messenger RNA from Cyphomyrmex costatus, 764 nucleotides. RefSeq lists its product as uncharacterized. NCBI's taxonomy places the organism in Eukaryota, Metazoa, Arthropoda, Insecta, Hymenoptera, Formicidae. The record is from RefSeq and is a predicted model, not a curated record. The transcript is spliced from 3 exons. The coding region runs from base 201 to 686 and encodes 161 amino acids.
CCAUUAAUUGCUUUGGCUGUCAAAAAUUCACGUAAAUCUUAAGUUUGGAUCAAAAUUUCUAAAGUCAAUAAUUCUUAAUCCGCCUCUAAUAAUUCGAAUAAUGUAAUUUUAAUAAAAAUCUCGACGUUGAAUAUUAAAGUUCUCUCAUUAAUUGAAAAAACAAAUAGUUCCUGCAAGGAAAUAGUCCACGAUAAAGCGAUAUGAAUAGUGACACUCGGUCAACGAAUACAUUUAAACACGAAAAAUUGGGAAAAGGACCUAACACGCAAAUUGAUAGACGCAAUAAGUCCCAAGUAACCGAUGCUCAUCAAAUAUUUGACAAUUUGAAUCAAUCCAGUCAACAAAAGCAGAAACUAGAUUCUAACUUAAUAUCGACAUCGUCUUCAUCUACAAAACAUACUAAUUCUGUGACAGGUAAACACCAAGUCCGUAAAUUAGUAGACAGCAAGCAAGUUCCGUUUCAUCAAUUUGACAAGAAGACUUUUUUUCUGGAUACUUAUGCCCGUAUCGUUGCCAGCAACAACAGACGUUGCCCUAAGCGAUUGCGUGAACUUGCUAAACCGAAGAGACAGGCUCGUAGCGAUCAAAAUGAUUAUGCUACGCAUUUCAAUCUAAAUUACAAUCAUGUAACUAAAACUUAUCGUACGGAAGACAAACGCAACUUGAAAGAGUUAAAGAAGAAAUAAUCACAAUAGAUUGAUUUAAACAAUUUGUCAGCAUGUGAUUACUUUAGUUUCAACUCAAUAGAAUUUAAAAAAAUAUCC